Molecule: messenger RNA, 3836 nt
Organism: Dermacentor silvarum
Lineage: Eukaryota; Metazoa; Arthropoda; Arachnida; Ixodida; Ixodidae
Product: XK-related protein 7-like
Exons: 7
Coding region: 5-1936 (643 amino acids)
Biological process (GO): apoptotic process involved in development; phosphatidylserine exposure on apoptotic cell surface; engulfment of apoptotic cell
Cellular component (GO): plasma membrane
Source: RefSeq, a predicted model, not a curated record
GACAAUGACCGCGCGUGUUUUGAACGAAAUCUUUUUCAAAAAUUUCGUUUACGUGUGUUCUGUGUCGACUCCAGAAGACAAGAAAGGACCCAGGUUCACGAAACUGGACAUCUUCUUCACUUUCCUGUCGAUCAUAACGUUUUUCUCAGACAUCGCUACCGAUGUGAUCGUGGUCGCUCAGUAUGCCCUUUACCAGCUAUGGGUGUACGCCGGCAUGACCCUGUUUUUCGUGCUGAUGCCUUCCCUGGUGGUGAACGUCUGCAGCUUCAGGUGGCAUAUUCACGACAAGCGUGUCUCGAAGGUUAUCUGGGUCGCCAACGUGUUGCAGCUCGGAGUUCUCCACAGGUACUGGCUGUGUUUGCGUGCUGGGCUCAGGGCUGAACGGACCCGAGAUGCAGACGAUUUCCGCGAGCUGUACCAGCACCAGAGUGACCUCUGCAUGCUCCGCCUGUUCGACUCGUUCCUGGAGUCGGCACCUCAGCUGGUGCUGCAGCUCUACAUCAUGGUCAACCACGAGGACUGGAAUCCUUGGACUGGCAUCUCUGCACUGCUGUCUCUGCUGUCCCUCGGCUGGGGCAUUGCAGCCUAUGGCAAAGCCAUGCGGCUGUAUCGCGCUGAAAAACAGCAGCUCUCCUGGACCGGUCUGAUUCUGCAGACAUUGUGGAGGUUCGGCACUAUGACCUCACGUGUGACCUCCAUGGUUCUGCUUGCAUGCGUCUGUGGCGCAUGGACUCUAGUCAUCAUCGGCACCCACUGGAUGCUCAUGACCGGUUGGUUGGUGUGGCAGAAGACCGACUUUUGCCCAUCACGCUGGGAAGAACUGGUGUACAAUGCCGUCGUGGGUGCCAUCUACACCUUCUGCUUCUUCAAUGUGCGCGAGGGCCGGUCACGUAGCCGUGUCGUCGCAUUUUAUGCUCUCAUCGGCCUGCAGAAUGUCGCAUUCCUCACUGUCUACUGUGUCGCAAAGGGCGACGCCGACGACCUGCGUGUCAUCACUUCAACAGCUGUAGUGCUGGGAAGCUUCGGCAUUGGCAUGUACUGCAUGGCGCUGUACUACCGGUUCUUUCAUCCGAGUGGGCCUAUCUACCUUUGCACCAGUAAAAGUGCCCAUGGAGAGAAUGUGGAAAUGCAGGAACACGGCAACCCGUCUGGUGAUGUGUCUACGCCACCAAGCAAGUCAAAACCAUCGUCAGCUGCGGUCAGUGCAUCACACUCGUUUCGAACCCUCAAGUAUGCGAACUGUGCUCACCAGAUGACAUCUACACCUCGUCAGAUGGAUCCCGAAAGGGCGUCUCUUAGUGAUGACAGCACAAUUUCACCAUGCAGUGAGGACACACCGAAAAGUGCGAGGUUCUUCGAUAAAGCAACAACUGAAGAGAGCCAAACGGGCAAAAUGGACGCUGGUGAUCUGUACCACAUCAGGACCACCGUGAGUCUCUCGGGGGCUGCCGUGAGUCCAGUGCCAUCUCGUCGAGUGAGGUUUGACUUGAAGGACUGCUCACUUGAUGAGAGCCAUCGAUGGCGAUCAGAGGACUGCAGCUUUGCCGACAUCAGGUCCGACUCGAACAAUGUUGAAACCCUCAGUAUUACAAAGGAUCGCUUAGCCAGCCAUCACCAUGUCGUGAACUACAAUUUUCGCCCAUUUGUUGGCGAAGGUGCUCAUGGGCAUCCGUUUAGAAGGCACUGCUCUUGCCUGGUGCUCUUCGAGUGCCUGCCAGACCUCUCUUUGCUUCUGUCAACAGACGGCAAAGGAUCAACAAAGAAAGCAUUGCUGAAUGUGAUGUCGACGCCAAACGUGAGACUCCAGCAUUCGAACGAAGAAAGCUGCAGCGAUUCAGCUGCGUCUUGGUCAAUGCACAACUUUCUCGCAGCGGAUCAAAGUGUUGUGGGCUUCUCGGAGAGUCCAACCAGUGGGUCAACAACGGUUCUCGUAUGACUUGCCCGCUUUCAACUAAAAGCUCCAGCAGCUGUAUUGUUUUAGGCCAAUGUCGAAUUUGGCCAAUGUGUACAUGGUCACUACUUGGCACUGAGGUGUUCCUCUAAGCAAAACCAUCAGCUACAUUUGCACAGUUUUUACUCAUGACAAAAGUGUGUCAAGUGACCAACUCUCAAGUGCUAGAGGCUCUUCUGCACAAGUUACAGGUGGGGCUAUCAAGUUUGACAGACAUCUACACAUUUCGUGAGUGUUUCUUGCUACCAAAUCGAGAUUGCAUUUACACUGUUGGUCGCUCGCUUAGCACUCAUGUACAUAGACAUAUGUGAACCUUGUCAGCUCUAAAUAAUAGUGACAGAUUUCAAACAUGGCUUCUUACACCACUCUUUUGCCCGUACUAACUCGUAACUGCAGCUAUGGCUGUCAGAAAUUUCGUUUUAACCCGCACGUACAAGCCGUGCAAGCAGCCGAAAAAAGUGGUGCGAGAUCGUCCAUAAAGUAGUCCUGCCGCUGUGUUUUUUAAAGAUUUUCUUUCAGUUCUUUUCAUAAUCAAAGCAAUAAUAGCAGUGCGGUGGAAUUUCAGCUGAUGAAAUCGGAAUAAGAGAGGAAAUAAAAGGAUCCUGGCAGGAUCACGGUCCUGUAUGUUCAAAUGAAGAAUCCUGAGAAUCGUUUGAGUGUACAGUAACCACAGGUGACAACGCAUACUUGUCUUUGAUGCAUCAUCGGCAGUGUAGCAGUCAUACUGUCUUUCAUCAUGGUGAUUAAUAAUAACAGUGAAAGAAGUUACAGACACUAUGCUGGUUGCAUUCACAUCAUCGCCGAGUUGUAACUCAGGCAAUGUCAUGAAAACUCUGUGGUGUCAUUGUCUAGUUCACUUCAUUUAAUAUUUAUAAAGGGGAUACCAAGAAAUGCUAGGUUAAGCUGGAAUGGCAAAUUACCUUUCUGGAAUACCAACUGUGUCAGUCUUACUGUGAGCAAAGCCUUGGUAUGCAAGAAAAGACGCAGAAAUGUAAUACAGGCUUUAAUUCUGUGUUUGUGGUUUGUUGGCUUCAGUCAAAUAAGUCCCAGAGUGGAACCGCGCGGCCACUGUUUGUGUUGUUGGCAUCUCAAUGUCCGGAUCUACACUGCAGCCUCAAGGCCAAUGCAGUAUGACAUUUAUGAAGAAACGUUAUGAUAAUUCGGUUGUGACCAUGAAAAGUUGCGUUUACAAAUCCAUGCGCUAAUACAUUUUGGAUGAAUAGUACUUUUUACUAGCUGUGUGCAAAUAUUAAAAAUUUUGAGUACGAAUCAAAUAGUCUUGAUUCGAGAAUUUACUGUUCGAAGUUGUUGAAUAUUCAUUUACGCAGAUGAUCGAGUUACUAAACAGACACACGGAGAAGGUAAUUUAUGCACAAUAGUUACCAGCCAUUGAGUAAGCGUGCCUCGUCUUAGCCUAAAUAGCUGUUUCAAUUUAGAUACGUUAGUUUAUUAGUUGACCAAUCUCAUUGUGUUUAGAUUCCAUCAAAAUGAUGUGUUGCACUGUAGUAUUGUCCUUUGCUCUUUCAGUGACCAUUAUACACUCUACUACAUGCAUUUGGGAUGUCCUGUUCCAUUUUUGUUUUUUAUUACUUUCAAUGUCAUCGUGCACCAGAUAGGAUCGUACUAUAUCAUACAACCAUCCAUGUAUCAAAUAAUGUAAACAAGCAGUUUGUUGCCGAACAUGCCCUGCAAUGUUUUUUAUUUCACUUUUUUCAGAAAUUGGAAAUACUUUAUAUUCGAUUCGAUAUUGGAUGGUUGUCUUUCUCAAAUACUCAUAUUCGUGAUUGAAUUAGAAAAUUUUGCUAUUCGAACACCCCUGUGAAUAUGUAUUGUUCCGCCCGCACUCAGUGCAGACAAUAAUAACAGGAAAUGCAGGGAAGAGGGA